This is a messenger RNA of Phragmites australis (common reed), 1405 nucleotides long. RefSeq names its product glyceraldehyde-3-phosphate dehydrogenase 3, cytosolic-like. Gene Ontology annotation, biological process: glucose metabolic process. Bases 175 to 1188 code for a protein of 337 amino acids. The record is from RefSeq and is a predicted model, not a curated record. NCBI's taxonomy places the organism in Eukaryota, Viridiplantae, Streptophyta, Magnoliopsida, Poales, Poaceae. The transcript has 12 exons. Gene Ontology annotation, molecular function: NAD binding; NADP binding; oxidoreductase activity, acting on the aldehyde or oxo group of donors, NAD or NADP as acceptor.
CCGCAUACCGCGGCGCCGGGUGGGCCCAUCCGUCUAAAAAACCAGCCGCGGCGAAACCCUAGCUCCCGUUAUAUACGCCCCUCCUUCCGAUCCACUUGCCGAGCACAGCCCUCGAUCCCUUUGACAUCCCUUUGACAGCAAUCCAUCCGUCCUCGUUUCCUCCGUCGCAUCUCCAUGGCGAAGAUCAAGAUCGGGAUCAAUGGGUUCGGCAGGAUCGGCAGGCUGGUGGCCAGGGUGGCUCUGCAGAGCGACGAUGUCGAGCUCGUCGCCGUCAACGACCCCUUCAUCACGACCGACUACAUGACAUACAUGUUCAAGUAUGACACUGUCCACGGACAGUGGAAGCACCAUGAUGUCAAGGUCAAGGAUUCCAAGACCCUUUUGUUUGGUGAGAAGGAGGUUACCGUUUUUGGCAGCAGGAACCCUGAGGAGAUCCCGUGGGGUGAGGCUGGUGCUGAGUACGUUGUUGAGUCUACAGGUGUUUUCACUGACAAGGACAAGGCUGCAGCUCACUUGAAGGGUGGUGCUAAGAAGGUUGUCAUUUCUGCUCCCAGCAAGGACGCUCCCAUGUUCGUUGUUGGUGUCAACGAGAAGCAAUACAAGUCUGACAUUAACAUUGUCUCUAAUGCUAGCUGCACCACGAACUGCCUUGCUCCUCUUGCUAAGGUCAUCAAUGACAAGUUUGGCAUUGUUGAGGGUCUGAUGACCACCGUCCAUGCCAUCACUGCUACCCAAAAGACUGUUGAUGGGCCCUCAUCCAAGGACUGGAGGGGUGGAAGGGCUGCUAGCUUCAACAUCAUUCCUAGCAGCACCGGAGCUGCUAAGGCUGUUGGCAAAGUGCUUCCCGCCCUUAAUGGGAAGUUGACUGGGAUGGCCUUCCGUGUUCCCACUGUUGAUGUUUCUGUUGUUGAUCUGACUGUCAGGCUUGAGAAGUCAGCUACCUAUGAUGAGAUCAAGGCGGCAAUCAAGGCCGAGUCUGAGGGAAACCUCAAGGGCAUUUUGGGUUAUGUUGAAGAGGACCUUGUUUCCACUGACUUCCAGGGUGACAGCAGGUCCAGCAUCUUCGAUGCAAAGGCUGGAAUUGCUUUGAACGACAAGUUCGUGAAGCUUGUAUCCUGGUAUGACAACGAGUGGGGAUACAGCUCCCGCGUGAUCGACCUUAUCCGCCACAUGCACAGCACCAACUAGACGAGCUAAGGACUGAUGAUACAAGGGGAGAUGUUUUGCCCCAUAGAAGAGUGUAGAGGACCUCUUCUGAGAAUAAAACUUUUGUAUCGAUUUACGUCAGUUGAAACUAUAUUGGUUGUAUCCUGGUGGUUCGUUGAGCAUGUUAUGGCUCAUAUUUUGUGUCGUGUCAGGUCUAUGUAUUUGAUUAAACUUUAAAUCAACUUUGUUUCACACCUUA